This is a messenger RNA of Priapulus caudatus, 5590 nucleotides long. Its product is annotated as tuberin-like. The transcript is spliced from 29 exons. The record is from RefSeq and is a predicted model, not a curated record. Gene Ontology annotation, biological process: regulation of small GTPase mediated signal transduction; regulation of cell cycle; negative regulation of Wnt signaling pathway. Gene Ontology annotation, molecular function: GTPase activator activity. NCBI's taxonomy places the organism in Eukaryota, Metazoa, Priapulida, Priapulimorpha, Priapulimorphida, Priapulidae. Gene Ontology annotation, cellular component: TSC1-TSC2 complex; nucleus; cytoplasm. The coding region runs from base 61 to 4866 and encodes 1601 amino acids.
CGCAACGUGGCAGCACUAGUGUUAGGAUUAGGAUAUAGUAUGGAUACUUGAGAUAUAACCAUGUCCAAGUCUUCCAGUGGCAAGGCAAAGGAAACUUUGCCUAACAAAAUCAAGAAUCUCCUUGGUAUCAGCAAGGGAACAGCAAGCCCUGUGGCUGGGGCCAACCCACUAAGGACAACUGAAUUUUUCUUCACUAGUGAGGUUUUGCGGGAGCUAUCUUCGGAGAGUCCUACCAGUGUGCGGUUGAAGAAACUGACUGAAAUAUGUGAAAUUGUGCAGACCAAGAAACUUGAAGAGAAUGCGAUCGAGGUGUUGUGGCUGACCGUGGCUGACCUUCUGUACGCUCAGUCACCGCAGGACAGCCGUAGUCUCUCUAUGCGCUUCCUACAGUGCCUCAUCGUUGGGCAGUACGAGGAACUAGGUAUCAUGAGAGCCUACUUCUUCAAGGUCAUUCAGGACCAUGACGUAGCUGAGGACGUGGUGCCCAGGUUUGAUGCAUUCAAAGCCCUGUGUGAUGUGGGCAAAGAUGUGUACAACUUUGAGGAGGAGGUUGGCUCAUUCAUUCUUGGCUGGAUGGGCGAUGUCAUGCGUACUUCCUGCAUCAAGGACUUCUUGGCAUUACUCGUAAACCUAGUCAAGUACAACGCAACGUAUCUUGACCAGGACAUCGUUUCUGGAAUUGUACACCAUACUUGUAACCACAUCUGCUGGACAAACAGCCAGGGAGACAUCGAGAUGUGUAUAAAGGUUCUGGACGCCAUCGUCUGCUACAGCUACCUGCCAACCGAUUCGCUCUCUCACUUUAUCAACACCCUGUGCACGACAGUUAACAUUAGCAAGGAGGACCUGUGUAAGGCCAGCUGGGAGCUCAUGCGGAAGCUGCUAGGAACUCACCUGGGACACAGCGCCAUCUACACCAUGUGUCGCAUCCUGCAGGAUCCAGGCAAUCUACAGAGGACGGGGCUUCUUCGUGGAGCGGUCUUCUACAUCGGUAUGGCUCUGUGGGGACAUAAACGCGUCGAAUCGUUGAAGAACUCGCCAUCUUCUGUGCUGCCGUCCUUCAAACAGGCCCUACAGUGUCAGCAUCAGACGAUUGCUUACGAGGUGCUACUCUCCGUGUCUCGCCUCGUGAAGAAAUACGGCAGCGAAUUACAGCUACUCACCUGGGAUCUUGUUAUGGACAUUGUGGAGAGAGUACUGAAGAUGAUAGAGAGUAAGGAUGUGAAGGAGGACAGCCCCAUGGCGAAGGAGCUGGCGAGGGAGCUACACGAGCUGCUGACCUGUGCUGAGGAGCAGAGCAUGCGCAGCGAGUAUGCGGGUGACCCGGAGCGGCUGUAUGACUGCAUCGAGCAGUGCUACACGACCAGACCUGAAGAGUCUGUGCUGAGGCUGAUCAACCACCGCGCGCAGUACAUACAUCCGAUGACUGAGGGCCUGGAUCGUGCAGUCUGGCACAGCCAUAGCAGAAGCUUACUUCGACAAUGGAGAACGUCAGCAUCAUGUGCUCGGUAUGUCAUUGCUGCUGUAUCGUUCGUGCACCGCGGGAGCAGCAGUGCUGACAUAUGUCAAGCCUAUGAGUCGUUUGUACAGGUGCGUAGCAUGCCCAGUGUGAACACUAUUUGUCAACCUCUACGGAGGUAUGUCGAUCAUCCUGUAGUCGUUUCGCUGCAGGAGGACCUGCCUGGAGAAAUAGCUGGCCUGCCGCUUCCUUGUCACACAUCGCAGGCGCGCGACCAGAUGACGUCGCCGUACGCUAACAUGGCCGUCGUGCGUGCUGGUCGAAGUCUGCCCGCAGGCCUGAUCAGUCUAAACGUUGCUCUGCACCUGCUGGGACAUUCCAUCAACAAUGUUGUCUUUGUCAAGUUGUGGGUAGCCACGGCAGAAUGUGGAUAUAUAACCAGGCGCGUCAAGAUGGGUCUGACGGUGUGGCAGAUAUGCAUGCGGCCGUUCGAGAACCGCGUGACAAGCUUCGCGAUGCAGCCGAACGCCGACGCUCCGCCGAUCUUCAAACCGCCGCUCUCCGAAGCGGACCUCGCCGACGUGAAGGCCGCUGUCGUCGGCGUCAUCGACAUCUUCAUCGCGAAGUACGCGCGUCUGCCGUCCGCGCACGCCGUGAAGGCGUUCGAGCUGCUCGUGGGGUUCAUGCAGGGGUCGUACGCGGCGCCUCUGACCGCGUCGCCGACGCUCGCAGCGGCGCGCGGAGCCGUGCUGCGCCUCUUCUGCAGCCUGCGCAGCGACACGCUGCACCGCGUGUGUGUCGUCGCGCCGGACGGGGACGCGCGAGCGAGUCCCUACCUGCUGUGUCACGCGGAGAAGGCGGUGGCGGCGGGGGGGACGCACGGGACGGCGUCGCCCGCGGGGCCGCGGUCCCCGACCGUCGUCGCCGCGUACGACCGCUGCCGCACGAAGACGAUGAGCGUUGCCGCGGUGAUGGCGGUCGUUGUGCAGUGCCUCGCGAGCGAGCACGAGUGGUCGGUGCUCAGCGUCGUUCUCGGCAGCCUCCCCGCCAUCCUGCAGAACAAGUCCUUCGUGCUCGCGACCAACGCCAACUUCGAGUUGCUCUGCGGGAAGCUGGUCGCCAUGGCGACCGACAAGCGGCUCGGCUACCCGGACGUGCUGCGCGGGCUCCCGCCAAAGUUCAGCCGCUCAGAUUUCCAGGGCUUCGUUUAUCCGAUUCUGGCAGCACUAGCAUCGUACCAUGCUUACGUUGACAAGCCACUACAGGUGACGCUCAUCAAGAGCCUCGAGGAGGGGAGGCUCUCGAAGUGCGCGUGCAUGUGCGUGAACGCAAUCAUCGUCUGCAUGCUCGAGAUGCAGGAGACGAUGAUGCGCCAGCUUCCCGAAGUGCUGCUGAAGCUGUCACCUGAUCUUUUUAAUUCUGACAUGUCGUCGGGUCGUCUUCAGGUGACGCUCAUCAAGAGCCUCGAGGAGGGGAGGCUCUCAAAGUGCGCGUGCAUGUGCGUGAACGCGAUCAUCGUCUGCAUGCUCGAGAUGCAGGAGACGAUGAUGCGCCAGCUUCCCGAGGUGCUGCUGAAGCUGUCUCAGAUCUCCGCGACGCGCGCCAUCGCGAUCCCGAUGCUUGAGUUUCUCGCCUGCCUCAUCCACCUGCCGCGGCUCUACGCGAACUUCGUCGAGGAGCAGUACAUGAGCGUGUUUGCGAUCGCGGCGCCGUACACGAACCCGGCGAAGUUCAGCCACUACACGGCGAGUCUGGCUCACCAAGUCAUCGCGCUCUGGUUCAUCAAGUGUCGCAUCAUAUUUCGCAAGGACUUUGUCAGGUUUAUCACCAAGGGUCUGAAGGCGAACGUACUGCUGCCCUUUGAGGAGCAGGCUAAGUAUGAGAAGUACAGCGAUCACGCGGAGGAGGUCACCAGGCGACCUCGCAGUGGCAGCUUCAUCUCUGAUGCUAAGGAUGCGAAGGCCAUCAGUCCAACUCCCAUCAGGGAGCAGCAGAAACCGAUCGUAGAUGAAGCCAUGUCCAACUUUCACAUGGAGCUUACGGAGACCUGUUUAGACAUGAUGGCUCGAUACACGUUUGCCCUGUACUCCUCCCAGCCACAGCGGUCCCCCGUAGCGCAAUUCUUGCUCGAUGGCGGUCAGAACAUGACAUGGUUGGUCGGCAACAAACUGGUUACCAUAACGACCAGUGGCGGAUCCUUGAAGAUGUCUAAACAGGUUACAGACCGAGGGCUAAUCACAGGUGCAAGGAGACAGGUGGAGAGAAUAAUAGCACCAGCGAGAGCAGAGCCUAGCUUUAGAUUGCCAUCGAAAAGAUCCAGUGACGAUUCACUUGUGCACUUGCAAAAAGACCAUGCAGGGUCCCGUGGAGCCACAGCUGCCCAUGCUAAUGAGAGUGAUGCAAGCUUGAGGAUGCGCCAGCGUGGCCACACCGUGUCCGUGAUGGGAGGUCGCAGGGCCUACCAGAUGGCAAGACGCAUGGAGAAGCCACCAAUGGCACCACUAGUGCAACCGACUCAAACAAGCGGAAUUAACCCAGCAUUUGUCUUCCUGCAGCUGUACCACAGCGCGUAUUUUAUGGACAACAAUGAGCGCCCUCUAUUGCUGCCUCACGGCGACGUGAAUAAUCGCGCAGUGAAGAACCUUGAUCGAAUACCGCCCUACGAGACGCACAAGAUCGGAGUGCUGUACGUGGGAGCAGGUCAGGUAAACGAUGAGGCGGCCAUCUUGUCUAACGAGUACGGCUCGUCUCGUUACGCCAAAUUCCUCGAGGGACUCGGUGAGCUGACGCAUCUGAGACGUACGAACCCCGAUCACACAUUCCUCGGCGGUCUCGAGACGGAUGGAAGCGACGGCGAGUUUGCCUACAGCUGGCGGGACGACAUCACGCAAGCUAUCUUCCAUGUGGCGACACUGAUGCCGAAUAAAGCGUCAGAUGUGUCGUGCAAUGGCAAGAAGCUCCACAUAGGCAACAACUUUGUCUCUAUAGUCUACAAUGACAGCAAUGAGCCAUACAAGACUGGAACUAUACGGGGCCAGUUCAGGUUUGUAAGCAUCAUUAUCAAGCCCCUUGAUCAUGAGAGCAACAUGGUGUCUGUCUGUGCAAAAGAAGAAUUGUCUGAGAUUGGCCACGGAGAACCGAAGAUUAUUUCAGAUCGGCAUCUACCCAUACUCGCCCGCCAGCUUGCCCUACACGCUGAUCUUGCCUCUAAAGUAUACCAGAGUCAGCAAUUGUCCCACCAUGACAUCUACGCGUCCAAGUGGUUGGAAAGGCUGAGACAAAUCAAGCGCAUCCGUAGCAAGGUGCUUCAGGAAGGAUUCCCUAGUCAAGCAAAGCCAUCGGGAGAAGCUGGUGCGGGCAGCCAGAGCAGCAUUCGCAACAUAGAAGACUUCACAACGUAUCUGUAACUCGAAGCGUCGUCGGCACCCGAGAUUCGAACCCGUUUCAUAAACACUAUAACUAAAUCUUCUGAUCUUCGCCACGAUGUAUCGCUAAGAUGUAUCGACACUACAUAUGUGUGUGCUUUAUAUGAUGUGUGGCUAUUAGCUGAGCUGUUGCCUGAUAUGCUCCCAGUAGUGUCAGGAAGGAAAGGAUAUCCUAGUGCUAUUAAGUAAUGAAAGGAAAUUGAUAUGUGGCGUGCUUAUGGGUUAUAAUAAGGACCAGAGGUGGGAGUAGAGCGUUCGUUAUGUGUGGGGAAUCGGCUUGACCCUCUCUGUGGUCAAAAUCAUUGAUAAUCUAUUGAAACGUGUGAUUUUUACGCGUGUGUAAAUAUGUUGCCGAGUUGUUCCACUUGUAUAUGCAGCUUGCUUGCGGUUUGAUGUGAAGACGUACGUGUGAGUGAAGUUGAAAGUUUAUACAACGAGGGACUUUGUUUCUAUAUAAUGUUGCUGUAGGACUGCUACUACUAUAACCAUCCCUGAAAUGAUCAUAUUGGCUUGGAAAUAUGUGCGCAUUUGUUCAAUCUAAAGUUUUAAUAGAAUAGCACAGUGGAAAGGUUUCCUUAAAACUAUCGUAUAAAAUGGCCUUUUAUCACAAAUAGCCUAGGUCAGGGGUGUGCAAACUGCGGCCCGCGGCCCGCAUGCGGCCCUCUACGGGGUUCUGUGCGGCCCGCGGAAGCCUGCAGCAAAUAAA